AUGGAAUUUUCUAAUAUAGAAAGUGAUGAGAAUACUAUUGAUAGCUUUUCUGAUGAGCAAGACAAUGAAGAAAUAUUUGAAGAAAAUUCUAUUGAUAUGAUACUUGAAAGUCAAAACUUAGCAAAUGAAAUUUCAAUAAGUUAUAUGAGUCAAGAUUUAACAAGUGAAACUUCUACAAGCAAUAUAACAGAAAAUUCAUCAACAGAAGAAAUUUCAACAAGUUAUACAGCAAAAACUUCAUCAUCUAUAUGGCAAUUUUUUGAUAAAAAUCAAACCACUGGAAUUCCUUCUUGCU
Molecule: messenger RNA, 295 nt
Organism: Acaulospora morrowiae
Lineage: Eukaryota; Fungi; Glomeromycota; Glomeromycetes; Diversisporales; Acaulosporaceae
Source: the annotation of a GenBank genome assembly